GCCAUGGCAAAGAAUGGACUUGUAAUUUACAUCCUGGUUAUCACCUUACUCCUGGACCAGACCACCAGCCACACGUCCAAAUUUAAAGCCAAGAAGCACAGUAAACGCCGAGUGAAAGAAAAGGAUGGAGACCUGAAGACUCAAGUUGAAAAGCUCUGGAGAGAAGUCAAUGCCCUGAAGGAAAUGCAAGCCCUACAGACAGUCUGUCUCCGAGGCACAAAAGUUCACAGGAAAUGCUACCUUGCUUCAGAAGGCUUGAAGCAUUUCCAUGAAGCCAAUGAAGACUGCAUCUCCAAGGGAGGAACCUUGGUUAUCCCCAGAAACUCCGACGAAAUCAAUGCCCUCCGAGACUACGGUAAAAGAAGCCUGCCAGGUGUCAACGACUUUUGGUUGGGCAUCAAUGACAUGGUCACAGAGGGAAAGUUUGUUGAUGUCCAUGGAGUCACCAUCUCCUUCCUCAACUGGGACCGUGCACAGCCCAAUGGUGGUAAGCGAGAAAACUGUGCCCUGUUCUCCCAGUCAGCUCAGGGCAAAUGGAGUGAUGAGGUCUGUCGUAGUAGCAAGAGGUACAUAUGCGAAUUUAUUAUCCCUUAA
Molecule: messenger RNA, 594 nt
Organism: Enhydra lutris kenyoni (northern sea otter)
Lineage: Eukaryota; Metazoa; Chordata; Mammalia; Carnivora; Mustelidae
Product: C-type lectin domain family 3 member A
Exons: 3
Coding region: 4-594 (196 amino acids)
Source: RefSeq, a predicted model, not a curated record